AUGUUCAGAGACUCCACGGGUGUGCUCGUCCUCGCUCGAGGUUUUGUCGGAAAUGGCCUAAGAUGUGUUGAUAUAAAUGAAUGCAAUGAAGACAAUGCCUGUGACCCCAAUUCUUUAUGUAUUAACAGGCUUGGAAGUUAUGAGUGCUCCUGUCUGGAGGGGUUUGUGGGAGAUGGCAGAUCGUGUGAUGAUAUUAAUGAGUGCGCAACACCAAACAUCUGCCCUCCUAUCACAACCUGCGUCAACACCGGCGGUUCAUAUUUCUGUGACUGCGGCAGUGGCUUCAUCUUUAAUAACUCUGAGUGCCGUGACCUGGAUGAAUGUGAAGCAGGCCCUUGCAGCCCCGACUCUGUCUGCACUAAUUCACCCGGUUCCUUCACAUGCCGCUGUGCAGCAGGUUACAGGGGAGAUGGCUUCACAUGUUCGGAUGAGGAUGAAUGUUCCCUUUCUACUUUGUGUCACUCCAAUGCCCUUUGCACUAAUCUGCCUGGUACCUUUAACUGCACCUGUCAGGUGGGUUACUCUGGAGACGGUUUGAUCCAGUGUAGCGAUGUGAACGAGUGUCUUGUGGAUAAUGGAGGCUGUAAAAACAAGGCUUCGUGUGUGAACGGCAUAGGCUCAUUCACUUGCCUGUGCCAGCAGGGAUUUGUUUUGGUCAACCGGACUCUUUGUCAGGAUGUAAAUGAGUGUGACGAAAAGGAAGAUCCUUGUGGUGUCAAUGAAAAGUGCAAAAAUAUAGAUGGUUCAUAUGAAUGCCCCUGCCAGGCUGGAUAUUACCGCUCUGCCACCAACAUAGACUGCGUUGAUAUUGAUGAGUGUAAAGCGAAUCCUUGCCAUGUUAAUGCGACAUGCCUCAACACAAUCGGUUCCCACACUUGCACCUGCAAGCGGGGCUUUGCAUUCAAUGGCACACAAUGUGAUGACGUUAAUGAGUGCUCUGUGACGGGCACGUGCCAUCCACGGGCACUAUGCAUCAACUUUAUUGGAGAUUUCUUCUGCUCAUGCCAGGAGGGUUUCAUGGGUGACGGCUUCUCCUGCCAAGAUGUGGACGAGUGCAUUCUCUUACAUAGUGUUUGUCCAGAUUUCUCUAAGUGUGUGAACUCCCCCGGAGCACACGUUUGCUCAUGUUUGAAUGGUACAGUAGCUCGAAAUGACACUUGUGUGUCACCGAGUUCACUCUGUGAACCAGGGUGCCACAUUCAUGGCCUGUGCCAUAGCUCACCUGCUGGACACCAAUGUGUGUGCGACCUGGGAUACAUUGGUGAUGGCCUGGCUUGCGUUGAUAUAGAUGAGUGCCAGAGGGAAAAUAUUUGUCCUGAAAAUGACACAGAAUGUUUGAAUGUCCCUGGUUCAUACACCUGUGUUUGCAAACAAGGCUACAUUCUCAGUGGACUUCAGUGUGCUGGACACAGGUCUGGGCUGCAGACAGGCCAGUCUAGUACCCGCAUUCAAGAAGCCAUGCUGUUGUAA
This is a messenger RNA of Syngnathoides biaculeatus (alligator pipefish), 1470 nucleotides long. RefSeq names its product latent-transforming growth factor beta-binding protein 2-like. The transcript is spliced from 3 exons. The record is from RefSeq and is a predicted model, not a curated record. NCBI's taxonomy places the organism in Eukaryota, Metazoa, Chordata, Actinopteri, Syngnathiformes, Syngnathidae. Bases 1 to 1470 code for a protein of 489 amino acids. Gene Ontology annotation, molecular function: calcium ion binding.